Messenger RNA from Malassezia restricta, 1458 nucleotides. RefSeq names its product cyclin. Gene Ontology annotation, biological process: regulation of cyclin-dependent protein serine/threonine kinase activity. The record is from RefSeq and is a predicted model, not a curated record. Lineage: Eukaryota; Fungi; Basidiomycota; Malasseziomycetes; Malasseziales; Malasseziaceae. Gene Ontology annotation, molecular function: protein kinase binding; cyclin-dependent protein serine/threonine kinase regulator activity. The transcript has a single exon. Bases 1 to 1458 code for a protein of 485 amino acids. Gene Ontology annotation, cellular component: nucleus; cyclin-dependent protein kinase holoenzyme complex.
AUGGCCAAUAUGGUGGUAUCUGCUCACAUGGGCCUCCCAUACGCGAAUCAAUGUGACCCACAUACAGGUAGGCCAUACGACGCCGCUUCGUAUGCGCAGCCUGUGUAUCUGUGUGCUCCGCCACCGGCGCCGAAGCCGCAGGCGGCUAGGACGUAUUGUCCGCCGCAGUUCAUCUUGCAGGCGUACCCGUACGAUGCGUGGUACGGCUCGGCACCGAUGAUGAUGCCGCCGCCGCCUCCUGUGCCGUCAUGGCCACCACAGCCGCCCGCUAUGCCGCGUGUGGACGCGUGGGGCAUGUACCGUGCGCCUGUGCCAGCCUGGCCGCCGCCGUAUGCUGUGCCGCCUCAGAUGCCUACGUAUGCUGGCGCUGCUCAUCCGAUGCAUGUGCCCCUGCCGCCCGCGCCACCCGUGUGCCCUGAGCCAGAGCCGGAGGCGUGCGAUGUCGUCCAAAGCGAGGUGGCUCGUCCGCCCGUGCCACUGGAAAAGACGGCCGUGAUUCUAUCGCAUUUCGGGGCUGAGGCGGUAUGGAGGACGAGUGCGGAGCUCGUGGGGCUGAGGCGAUCCGCGACGCGCAGUGGCGCUCGGCUCUCGCUGCACCGCGAGACGCGUUCGCUCUCGCCCGAGUCACUGCCUACGGACGACUGCCUCUCGGCGUCUUCGUACAGUUCGCACAGUAUGGCGGAGCCAGUGACACCGCCGAACAUUACUCCGACGCUGUCGGAGGAGGCGCUCAGUGAGCCGCCGCUUGUGUCGCUGCCGCCCUCGCACGAUGAGCGAUCAGCUGAUUUGCACCGGCUCGUGCGUGCGAUGGGACACAUGCAGCAGCGUCCCUUCCCGUCGUUGGAUCAGUGCACGGGUCGAACGGGCCUGCCCAUGUCCAAGUCGGUGACGGUGGCGCUCACGCCUGCGACGACGCCCAGUCGUCGUGCACGGAUAUCGAUGAAGCGGGAGCAUGCGGCGUUGCUGGGCGAAGUCAACCCGGCUUUUCGGCAUUUCACGCACCAGGUGCUCACGCAGACGCUUGUGUCGCCGAUGACCCUGCUGCUGGCUCUGCACUACAUCCAUAUGCUGCAGGGAACGAUGUGGCCGGACGAUGGCUCAGGCGACACGCAUGCGGGCCUGAGUUUGCUGGCGCAGCCGAUUUCCACCACACCCUUCAAGCUGCUUACGCUUGGUCUGAUGAUGGCCAACAAGUUCUUGGACGACCACACGUUCCUGAACAAGACAUGGCACGAGAUCACGGGGAUUCCGUUGGACGAACUCAACCGCAUGGAAUCGUUUUUCCUCUGUCGAACGCAGUUCCACCUCGCCGUGUCGGACUCUGCGUGGCGUCAGCACUUGCAGGCGGUGCGGGCCGACAUGUAUGCGUACGAAAAACAGGCGGGUCAGGAAGAUUCGAAGAUGGUGGCUACGUUGGAUCAGUUGCUGGCGGCGCAAGUAUCGGGAUUGUGUAUUUAA